ACGAAGCAGUUAGAGUUGAUGUAACCAAACUUUUAAAUAAAUAGCUAUCGUUUUUAACAAGUAAAUAAUUAGAUAAUUUUUGGUUUAUCUUUAGACGAUAUGAGACGAAGAGCUGGAAUUGGAGCUAUUAACAAACAAAAACUCGAACUAGAAAAAUUUAAAGAGAAAGGAAAUGAAAUUCAAGAAGUACAACUUGAAGAAAUGUCUAAACAACUCGAAGUUUUCAAAGUUAAUUUAGAAGACUUUGCAGCCAAACACAAAAGUGAAAUAAAGAAAAAUCCUGAGUUUAGAAAACAAUUUCAAGAAAUGUGUGCAUCAAUUGGCGUAGAUCCUUUAGCUUCCGGAAAGGGAUUUUGGUCUGUCUUAGGAAUAGGUGACUUCUAUUAUGAACUUGCUGUACAGAUAGUGGAGGUAUGUUUAGCAACUAGUUAUAAGAAUGGUGGCCUUAUUAGUCUAGAUGAAUUACGCUCACGGCUUAUUAAAGCAAGAGGGCAAAGUAAACAUCAUCAAGAAAUUAGUCAAGAUGAUUUGCUAAGGGCAGCUCGUAAGUUAAGAGUGCUAGGUAAAGGAUUUUCAGUGAUAUCAGUUGGCAAAGGCAAAUAUAUGGUCCAGUCAAUACCAGGAGAGUUAAGUAUGGAUCACACUGCAAUAUUACAACAAAUGUCUGAUGCUAAUGAAUCAUUUACUUCUGUAUCAAUGUUAACAAGGAGACUAAAAUGGGAAGAAGGAAGAGCACAGAAAGCACUAGACCAUAUGAUAAAGGAAGGACUAGCAUGGGUUGAUUUACAAGAUUCUUCUGAGAAAUUAUAUUACUUUCCAAGUUUAUUUACUGCUUGUGUUGAUUCCACAAACUAAUUAGCUGUUAAGCAAAUGUGGUUUAACUUUUGUUGCAAAUCGCAGUAGAGCUGUAUGUUAAUUUUGAUAAGAUUGUGGUUAUUCAGUAUCCUAUCAAGAUAAUUUAUUUGUUAUAACGUCUAAAUAUUUUAUUAUAUAAAAAAUAUUGCAAUGAA
Molecule: messenger RNA, 1010 nt
Organism: Agrilus planipennis (emerald ash borer)
Lineage: Eukaryota; Metazoa; Arthropoda; Insecta; Coleoptera; Buprestidae
Gene: lsn
Product: vacuolar-sorting protein SNF8
Exons: 1
Coding region: 100-855 (251 amino acids)
Biological process (GO): protein transport to vacuole involved in ubiquitin-dependent protein catabolic process via the multivesicular body sorting pathway
Cellular component (GO): ESCRT II complex
Source: RefSeq, a predicted model, not a curated record